Molecule: messenger RNA, 5190 nt
Organism: Siniperca chuatsi (mandarin fish)
Lineage: Eukaryota; Metazoa; Chordata; Actinopteri; Centrarchiformes; Sinipercidae
Gene: pwwp2a
Product: PWWP domain containing 2A
Cellular component (GO): nucleus
Molecular function (GO): histone binding; chromatin binding
Source: RefSeq, a predicted model, not a curated record
GUUCAGCUCACACUUUAUUCGUCUCUCUUCAUCUGAUUAGUUUAGUGAUUUCUGUCUGAUUAGAUAACAUAUAUUGAUUAUUAUAAAUCAGGUUUUUUAUUCUCAAUAUUUGUUAGUAAAAUAAUUAAUUGUUGUUUUGGAUCUGCACAUAAAAAGAUACACAAUAUCACCAGAAUUACGUAUUAAUUCCAUAUAAUUGAUGAAGAUCUGUUCGUUUAAUCCUAUUGCACUUAAGCUGCUGUGAAGCUAGAAACAUUUUUAUUGAUCAGCUCCUGAUUUAUCAGAUAUUGAUCAGUCAGCUGCUGAUUGAUCUUUUGCUCCUGAUGUUUUUGUUUCUAGUAAAGUUAAACGACCUUUGGCGACGGCCUCACGCCUCACAGACUCUGACAGAAUCACCCAAUCAGAGAUGACGCUCUGCCUCGUUUAAUUUGACUGACAGGAACUCCAGCCAAUGGCAGUGCGCCUGCGCAGCUGGCAGUGUUGUAGGAGGGCGGGGCGAGGCGCCGCUCGGCAGUACAGCGGAAGAAAAUGGCGGCCGUGGCUGCAGAGCCAGGAGCUGCGGCGGUUCCGACAACAACAAUUACCGCGGCGACAGACGACGAGGGCCCGCCAGAACCGGGCCCGGCCGGCCCGGGACUCCCAGGAGCCCCGCUGGAGACCGACGGGCCGCGGGAGUACGGUCCGGCUGUGGAGCUAGUCGUCCCCCGGGUGGAGGAUGGUGGGGACGGGGAGGAGCGCCGCCAUGUCAGGCCGGAGCUGGAGCCCGCGGCGGGAAAAGCACUCUCUGAUAACGCCGUAAACGAUGAACUGAUCAAUAACUUCCCGGUGGACCGGAUCAGCAUGGACCGGUUUUCUCCCGGAGUACCGGGGGAUUCAGAGGGCGGCGGGAACGUGUCGGUGCAGGCGGUGUACCACAGCAUCCUGGCGGACCCGCAGCCCUCCGCCGUCUUCCUGCACUCCUUCCCGGCUCCCCCGCCCGUCACCGAGGCCGGGCUGUCUCUGGCCGAACCGGCGGAACCGACCACCAACGUGACGACGGAUCGGGCCGAGAACGCGGGCCGAGACAGAGGCUACACGGCUCUGGUCCAACCGGAGCUCAGGCCCGGCCCCGCGGAUGACGCCAUGUUGGACGGUACCGCGGACAGACUGUCGGUGCCGGACAGCCUGGACCCGGAGACGAGGUACGGUAAAAACUCAGCGGGAACCGAGGAGCUGUCGGGCCGCGGCCUGCAGGACUCCUCCCCGCCCUGCUGGUCCCCUAAGAGGCGGCUGAUGACGGACAUCGUGAAGCAGGAAAAACCCACCGGUGAAGAGUCCUCCCGGUCGGAACCCGGACCUGAAGCCGGUCUCGGUGCUCCACCGCUCGCCUCCGUGCAGGAUCUGAGUCCCGGGUCCGAUGUCCGGGUCUCCCUGGACCACGUCAUCGAUGACGCGCUGGUGGUGUCCUUCAGGCUGGGAGAGAAGGUGUUCUCCGGGGUGCUGAUGGAUGUUUCCAAAAGGUUCGGACCAUACGGUAUUCCCAUCACGAUGUUUCCCAGACGGGACGACCGGAGUCGACCUCAGAUGUCUGUGCAGUCGCAGCUGGCCAAUGAUGACCCAGCCACCAAACAGGAAGAGGUCAUUGGCAGCUCUUCGUCCCCGCACCCGCCUCACCCCUGGACCUCCAAACCACCACCGCUGUUCCAGGAGGGGGCGCCAUACCCUCCUCCUCUGUUCAUCAGGGACACCUACAACCAGGCCUUACCUCAGCCGCUGCCACGCAAGAUCAAACGGCCAAAGCGGCGCUAUCGCUGUGAGGAGCCGACCUCCAUCAUGAAUGCCAUCAAACUCCGCCCCCGCCAGGUCCUCUGUGACAAGUGCAAAGGUGUGGUGGCGUCAGGCGGGCAAAGGGAGGCACGGCGGGGCCCGGUGGAUCUGAGAGGUGAGGAGGCGUCCCGGCGGCGGCGACCAGCUGAGGGACCAAUCUCCUCUGAGGUCAAACGGCUGAGGAGCGAUGACAAAGGAGCACGUACUGCAGCCGAGAGACGCUCAUCAUCAGGGAUACGUGUGUCAUCUUCAUCAUCAUCUGCCUCUCGUCGUGUCCUGAGGGGCGUGGCUUCAUCCUCAUCGCCGUCCUCGUCCAGCCGCAUGUGUCUGAAGCUGAACUCUAAAAAGGUUCUGGCCAAAGGUUCUGCUGUCGAUCGCUCCAAAGCGCGGCAGGUUCUGAAGAAGCUAGUGAGGAGUUCUCAGCCACCGCCGCAUCGCCGGCCCAAAGACCAGAAUCAGAUCCAGGAUCAGACCCAGGACCAGGACCGCACCAAGGCUGUGACCCGAGCCGCCGCCCUGCAGAACCACAACCAGAAGGUCCACUUCACUCGCCGCCUGCAGCACCUCAGUGGCGCUGCUGUCAGCUCGAGCUCCCACACAUCGCUUCCACCGAGAAUGCGCCUCAAACCUCAAAGGUAUCGUACCGACGACAGCCAGGCGCCCUGCUCUUCCUCUUCCUCGUCCUCCUCCCCGCCAAAACAGAGCGCACGCUCGUCACCUCCUAAACCUGCUUUAAGCCCUGCCCCGACACCCACAUCAAGCCCAGCCCCGCCCUCUCCCUCAUCAACAGCUCCUCCUCCAUUGCCCCCCUCCUGUGCAGCCAGUGUUGCCGUGGAGACGCAGGAGGUUCGCCCCCCUGAGGAGGAGGGGGCGGAGCAGGGAGAGGGAGGAGAUGAUAGGCAGAUAGUGGAGCCUCUCCCCCCCCCCUCCUCUUCCUCCUCCUCCUCCUCCUUGGACUCUUCCCACUCAGAGUGCAGCUCCACAGAGACCUUUGACCUUCCCCCUCCUGGAGACCCGCCCUCCUCCUCUGCUCUUGCUCCUGCUCCCCCUCCCUCCUCCUCCUUUUUAGGGCCUCGGUGUCCCUCCUCUUCCUCCCCAGUUACUCCACCCCCCAGAGCCGAUGGCGAGGAGACACAGGCCGGUGGCGAGCAGCAGGAGGAGGAGGAGGGCGGUGAAUUGAAGAGGCGUCGUAAGUCUUCCACAUCCUCCUCCUCCUCCUCGUCUUCGUCGUCCUCCUCUGUCUUCUCCAAGUUGGUGUCCAAGUGUUCGCUCCCCGACGGUCGGACGGUGUGCGGCGACAUCGUCUGGGCGAAGAUCUACGGCUUCCCCUGGUGGCCGGCGCGUGUGCUCGGCAUCACGGUGGCGCGGCGCGGCGACACGGGGCUGGCGGUGCGGCAGGAGGCUCGCGUGUCCUGGUUUGGCUCCCCCACCACCUCCUUCCUGCCGCUCACCCAGCUGUCGCCCUUCCUGGAGAGCUUCCAGUCCCGCUUCGACAGGAAAAGGAAGGGGCCGUACCGCCGCGCCAUCGCUGAAGCCGCCAGUGCUGCCAAACAGCUGACGCCUGAAGUCCGGGCGCUGCUCACGCAGUUCGAGACGUAGCAGCAACCAAAAGCUGCCCUGCCCCCUCCCCAUAUGCCACGCCCCUUCCAACUCUGCCCCCCCCACAACAUGAAGUAGGAGGAGCUUGUCCCUCCCCCUCCCCAAACUGAUACUUGUCUGUCUGUCAGAGACUGAUGCAGACAGAUGGACAAUGUUCAUGUUUCUGUUUCCUGUUCUGUUGUUCCUGUUUGGAGGAGGGGGCGGAGCUUCAGAGUUACCUGUCAGUGUUCAGGGGAGCAGUGGGUGGGGCGUAUAUCUCUGCGGAAACCUCGCCCUGUCUUCACAAAAGUCCUCAGUUUCAAGCAGGUGUCAGUCAGUGACAGCGUUUCCACUCGCCUCACCGUCACAGCGACGUCUUUGCUCAGUCUGUUAAAGGGUCACUUGCUAAGUUUACACAUCGUCAGUUUACUGACGUGGUUAGAGAAUAACCCUGAUGAUGUCACAGUGAUGUAAUCAGACUGCAGAUGUCUAACAUACAGUCUGUGUAACAAACUGGAGGUGUGGAGGUGCAUUAUGGGGAAUGUAGGAUCCAGUGUUUCUGGACUAAAACUCCGGAUAUCUUUGACCGUUCUGUUUUUAAUCUGUCUCGCUCACAAAAAAACUAAAUCACUGGAGUGCUGCCCUGAAAAUUCAGCCUGGUGAUUGGCUGACAGAGCUGCGUUACAUCACGAUGUCACACAUUUACUUCAGUAAUAAUGAAUCAACAAAUAAGAAUCAGUAAUGUAAAAAUAAACACUAAAUUACAUCCAAACAGUAGAGCUAACCUGCCAGCUAAGCUGGGCUCAACUGUACUGGACACAGAGUUUAUCUUUGAUGUUCGAUUGAUUAUAAAGAUCGAUUGAUCAAAAUGUCCAACACUUUGUUUUUCUAAUAUUUUCUCGCUCCCGAAUCACAGAUUUUAAUCGUCGUGUAAGUUCGGAUUUGACGCUGUCAUGCGCUUCAGUCCCGACAUGUUUUUCCCUCGUUGGUCCGGCGGUGGCGGCGGUGUGAAACGCUGUGACACGCUGACGUGUCACUUCCUGUUGUGUUGGUUCUCCUGGUUCCUCUGGGUUCUGCUGAGGAACGCCCACAGACUGAAAACAUUUAUUUUAUUUUCACAGAAGCUUUGUUUCCGUUCACAAAGACAAAAAUAUUAAAACUGUGAAACACGGUGUUGUUCAAACUGAGGCCGAGGGUCCCAAACAGGGUCUAGUGCUGAGUCACAGCGGUCCAGACCGUCUGAGGUUUUAGUUUUAUCAUGUGAUCACGUCUGUUUGUUCUGAUUGAUGCAGACAUGACAAGAAGUCUUCUCUGAUUGGUUCAUAAAGUCAGCUGGGUCAAAUACUGAACAACAUUUCUGGGUUCAUCGGUCUGUUACAGAGCUGUUGAUGUUUGAUCAGUCAGACUACGUGAUCAGUAAUCAAACUUAUUGAUCGUCACAGUUUAUCAGCGUGUCAUUGAUUAGAGAAAAUUCUGCUGCUGACCCUCGAGCCUCAUUUUCUCAACACCAGACUGACAGACGGACAGGUAGGACAGGUAGGACACACUGACUGUUAGACAGGACGGCUGCUCUGCUCUCACGACGAUGAUGAAGGUGGAUUUUCCCUCUCUGCUGUUUAUGAUUUCAGCUGUCAGACUCUUUUUACCGUCUGUUUGCAGAUCAGAGAUCCUGAACUAAAAACUGUUGGGACAAAAUAACGGAAACACGGACAAAAAUAAAAAAUAACAGAAUCCGUCUGAGAGUCGACCUGUGUACAUGUUCUUUUUUUCUGAUGUUUUUGAUCUAUUAAAAAACUGUCAAACUUC